AUGGCAGCAGGACACUGCGGAGAUGGGCUCGAGCUCGACCCCGGUGUUGCGGCCGGCCACAAUAUGCCAGAGAUACCGCAGCUCCCACUUCCAGAGAGUGGGCUUGAGCACCACGUGCCGGCAAUGAAGGAGGUGUAUCAUCCGCCGACGCACGGUGUAAGCAACCGAGAAGAAACAGUGUGCGGCCUGAGAAAGAGGUCAUUUUACAUCAUCUUGGUCCUUGCCCUUGUCAUUGUUGCCGCUGCCGUGGGUGGUGGUGUCGGCGGAGUGUUGGCGAAAAGGGGUAGCAUCGAUGACGUUGCCCCUCCGGCAGCUGAUCGAAACAAUAGUGAAUCGACCAGGGGCCAGUACGAGUUGCUGCCGAGCACGGCACUCUCGUCGGUAAAUUUCACAGACGAGUACGGGUAUGACAAUUAUCUCGUCUUCUACCAGCUACGCUCGCGAGCCCUAUGUCAGUCGGCUUUCAACUCGUCCAAUGGCGAAUGGAUCGUGUCCCUCGUAAACAGCAGGACGGACAUCAUAAAGAACGGCACAGCAAUCUCUGCGAGUAUCUUCUGGCGAAGCAAGACUGUUAGUCUUGCCCUUUCGUGCUUUGCCCUCGAGGAGGAAUCGAAAAAGAAACUCACAAGGUCUCAGAGUCGCGACACGCGCGUCUACUACGCGGACCCCGACAACCGAAUUGUCGGUCGACUCGUCGCCGGCUCUGGUCUGGCCUUGUCCGAAGCCAGCUGGAACCCCGUCGCGGGCGUCUCGGGCAAUUUUGCUACCGCUCCCAACUCGCAAAUAGUUUCGAGUGGACUCGAGAACACGGACUCGUAUCGCGGCGACUUUCUCUUCUACCAGGAUUCUUCCGGCACCAUCCGGAUGCAGCGGCGCAGCGGCGGCCCCAACGAAUGGGACUCGCACAACGUUCCCUUCAACCUCGGCCGUGCCGUCGGCGGCUCCGGCAUGGCCCUCAUGCCCAUCUAUAACGCUGGACUGCGCGCGCUUAGCCUCUUCUACAACGAAGCUGGUACGGGAACUCUGAAGCACGCGAGCGUCAUGUACGAUACGAGAUGGACAGCCGAGGACUUGCCGACCGCUUUGGACGAGUCGGCCCUCAUCACGGCAUUUUCCUGGGGCUACAACAGCACCGAUUCGUCGGCGGCUCUGCCGGGCGCCAAGAGCAACGCGACGGUGCAGGUGCUUACGCUGCAUCCCGGCCGAAACGUUCAGUUGACCUCCUUCGCCAACGGCAGCUGGGCCUUCUUGGGCGACGUGAAGGGCAUGGCUGGCCGGGAAAUGCCGAUAAUGUUGGCGACAAACCAGGGCGGCCGGGUAUACGGAGUCGUGCCUGAUGGCGAUGGCCGAGAAGUAAACGUCAUCGAGUGGAGGUGGAAAGGGGGAAUCGAGUACGAGAGGGUCGGUGUUGUGAACACGACGCUGCCAGGUAUCAUAUAG
Drechmeria coniospora is the source of this 1440-nucleotide messenger RNA. RefSeq lists its product as uncharacterized. Lineage: Eukaryota; Fungi; Ascomycota; Sordariomycetes; Hypocreales; Ophiocordycipitaceae. The transcript has a single exon. The coding region runs from base 1 to 1440 and encodes 479 amino acids. The record is from RefSeq and is a predicted model, not a curated record.